ACCAAAAAAGAUAAAAAAAUUUAAAAAUAAAAGAAAAAAAAUUAAUUUUUUUUCCUUCUUGAAGCAUUAAUUGACCAAUCGGUCCAAAGUUUUUCUGAUCUGUGACUCUCUUCAUGAUCCUUCCUCUCUCUUCUUCUUCUUCUUCUUCUUCCUCUCUGUCAAGCCACCUGCUUCACUAAUCACUCUCCAAAACCCUAGCUCUCUCUACCUUCACCCCAUUUCCCCUUUUUCUAUUUUGAUCUCUGAAUCAAGUCCCCAUUUCCAAUGCCUCAUUGUUGAUCUGAUCCCACAAUUUCCCUCUAUGUGAUGUGAAUCUCCCUCUGCUUCUCUGAUUCGUUUUUUUCCAUCCUCAUUCAAAUAUCUUGUGGAUUUCUGAAGCUACCUUCUUGACACUGUAGACAAUGGUGGUGAAUUUCCAGUGCAGUGUUCUUGUGUUCUUGGCGAUUCUUGUUGUUGGGAAGGCAGAAAUUUACAUUGUCACCAUUGAAGGAGAACCUAUUGUAAGUUACAAAGGUGAUCUCGAUGGGUUUGAAGCUACAGCAAUGGAAUCUGAUGAAAAGAUCGACCCUACCAGUGAAAUUGUGACAUCCUAUGCCCGUCACCUCGAAAAUAAACAUGACAUGCUUCUUGGAAUGUUGUUUGAGAGAGGAUCCUUCAAGAAGCUUUAUAGUUAUAAGCAUCUUAUCAAUGGAUUUGCUGUUGACAUCACACAUGAACAGGCAGAGAUUCUAAGACAUACACCAAUUGUAAAAUCUGUUGAGAGGGACUGGAAGGUUAGAAGACUAACAACACACACACCAGAGUUUUUGGGCCUUCCAACUGGCGUAUGGCCAACCGGUGGUGGCUUUGACAGGGCUGGAGAAGACAUUGUGAUUGGAUUUGUGGACUCUGGGAUUUCUCCACACCAUCCAAGUUUCGCAACAUAUAAUACCGAACCUUUUGGGCCGUGCUUGAAGUAUAAAGGGAAAUGCGAAGUUGACCCUGACACUAAGAAGGAUUUCUGUAAUGGGAAGAUUGUUGGAGCUCAACAUUUUGCAGAAGCUGCUAAAGCAGCUGGGGCAUUUAAUCCAGCUAUUCAUUUUGCAUCUCCUUUGGAUGGUGACGGACAUGGAAGCCAUACAGCAGCAAUUGCAGCUGGUAAUAAUGGAAUUCCUGUGAGAAUGCAUGGCUAUGAAUUUGGUAAAGCAAGUGGGAUGGCUCCCCGUGCUAGAAUUGCUGUAUAUAAAGCUCUCUACAGAAUAUUUGGAGGAUUUGUUGCUGAUGUAGUUGCAGCCAUCGAUCAGGCUGUACAUGAUGGGGUCGAUAUUCUCAGUCUUUCAGUGGGGCCAAAUAGUCCUCCAGCAACUACCAAGAUCACAUAUUUAAACCCUUUCGAUGCAACCCUUCUUUCAGCUGUGAAGGCUGGUGUAUUUGUCGCACAGGCUGCUGGAAAUGGAGGUCCAUUUCCUAAAACUUUGGUGUCAUAUAGUCCAUGGAUAGCAACUGUGGCAGCUGCAAUUGAUGAUAGAAGAUACAAAAACCAUCUGACACUUGGUAAUGGAAAAAUUUUGGCUGGACUUGGGUUAUCACCUGCUACACAUUUAAAUCGAACAUACACAUUGGUCGCAGCUAACGAUGUUCUGUUAGAUUCUUCGGUAAUGAAGUACAGCCCUUCAGACUGCCAAAAGCCUGAAGUUCUAAACAAACGCUUGGUUGAAGGAAAAGUACUUCUUUGUGGUUAUUCAUUCAGUUUUGUUGUUGGAACCGCUUCAAUCAAGAAGGUCUCUCAAACAGCAAAAGCCCUUGGGGCAGCUGGCUUUGUUCUUGCUGUUGAAAACAUUUCUCCGGGAGCAAAGUUUGACCCUGUUCCUGUUGGCAUUCCUGGAAUUCUUAUAACUGAUGUUAGCAAGUCGAUGGAUCUUAUAGACUACUACAACACCUCUACUCCCAGAGACUGGACAGGUCGGGUCAAGAGCUUUGAUGCUGUGGGUAGCAUUGGGGAUGGUUUGAUGCCUUUAUUAUACAAAUCAGCUCCUGAGGUAGCAUUGUUUUCUGCUCGUGGGCCCAAUAUUAGAGAUUUUAGCUUUCAGGAUGCAGACCUUCUCAAACCAGAUAUUUUAGCCCCUGGUUCUUUGAUUUGGGCUGCAUGGUCUCCAAACGGAACGGAUGAGCCGAACUAUGUUGGAGAGGGAUUUGCUAUGAUUUCUGGAACUAGCAUGGCAGCACCACAUAUAGCUGGUAUAGCAGCUCUUGUAAAACAGAAGCAUCCUAACUGGAGUCCUGCAGCCAUCAAAUCGGCUUUGAUGACAACAUCAACGACAAUGGACAGGGGAGGAAGACCUCUUAAAGCACAACAGUUUUCUGAAACAGAAGCCAUGAAAUUGGUAUCUGCAACACCUUUUGAUUAUGGGAGUGGUCAUGUAAACCCAAGAGCAGCUCUGGAUCCAGGACUCAUCUUUGAUGCAGGUUAUGAAGAUUACUUGGGAUUUUUGUGCACAACGGCGGGCAUCAACGUUCACGAGAUACACAACUAUACAAACUCACCUUGCAACUUCACCAUGGGCCAUCCCUGGAAUCUCAACAGCCCAUCAAUCACCAUCGCCCAUCUUGUGGGAAGUCAAACUGUUACUCGCACAGUAACAAAUGUUGCUGAAGAAGAAACCUAUACAAUUACUGCAAGAAUGGACCCUGCUGUUGCUAUAGAAGUGAAUCCUCCAGCAAUGACCUUACUGUCCGGUUCAUCGAGAAAAUUUUCAGUAACUCUCACAGCUCGAUCACUGACAGGAACAUAUAGUUUCGGCCAGGUUCUAUUGAAGGGCAGUAGAGGACACAAAGUUAGAAUACCUGUAGUAGCCAUGGGAUACCAACGAUGAGUUUGGUUUUGGUUAAAUUCAGAAAAAGAAAAGGUAAAAGUUUAUUAUGUGGUUGUAAUAUUCUUUGUAUGUGUUGGAAUAAGCUAAAUAGGAUCUCAGAUGUAAUUUGUCUGAAAUAUGUAUGUGGCUGUAAAGAUCAACUCAGAACAAGGGGGGAGGCUGCUGGUUUCUUCCGCUUAAGUUUUGAUUACUAAUUUGUUUAGUAAUAGAGUUAGAUUUUUGCAUAA
Molecule: messenger RNA, 3079 nt
Organism: Benincasa hispida (wax gourd)
Lineage: Eukaryota; Viridiplantae; Streptophyta; Magnoliopsida; Cucurbitales; Cucurbitaceae
Product: subtilisin-like protease SBT2.5
Biological process (GO): proteolysis
Molecular function (GO): serine-type endopeptidase activity
Source: RefSeq, a predicted model, not a curated record